AUGGCCAGGCUGGCGCUGGCAAGUAUAGUCAUCAGCCCCGUCGCCGCGCUCUUGGUGUGGUCGCCAGCGAAUGGGCCGCGGGUGACAUUGUCGACCGACUAUCCUGGGGGGUGGGCCCCGAGCAAAGCGAGUUGCGUCGACAUCUGCGUCGGUGCGAGCCCAUACCCAACGUGCUUUACAAACACGACCGACUGCGUCCACAAGCGCCAAGCGCCCGGCGACUACGACACCUUGCUUCUCGACCAGCUUUUUCUCCCGCAGUUUUGCCGCGACUUGCUCACGGGCACCGACCCGACGCUGGCCCACCGCCCCGUCGCGGCCUACCCGCUCGGUAUCUCGUGCAAGAUGCCGUCGGUGCCGAGCCGCCUCUUGAUCCACGGUCUGUGGCCCAAUUACGACGGCGGGUACCCCGCUUGCUGCAAUACGAGCGCCACGAUCUUGAACCGGCCGUUCAACCCGCAUACGUGGACGACCCGAUUCCCGUCGUUACUGGCCGACAUGACCGACGCGUGGCGAGACGCGACGCAGCUAGUGCCCAUCGACAUGGCCUGCGAGCUGUGGAACCACGAGUUCCAAAAGCACGGUCUCUGCUACACGGAUGCCAGUAGCGGCUACGAAGACGCCGCCGCGCGGUACUUCACCGAUACGUUGCACGUGGCGCAGCGCCUCGCCGCGGCGACGACAGCCAUCAACGCAGUCGCGGCAAGCGAUAUGCCUAUGGUGACUACAGCGAUGCUCCAGAGCCUCUAUUCGCACACUGUCGAGAUGCAUUGCGUCCAACGAGACAAUGGAAGCGUCUUCCUAUCGGCUGUUCGGAGCUGCUGGAGCAAGCCUCGCGGCGAUAUCGCCACCGCAGUGCAAGUCGACUGCUCGAGUACGCGUGCGCCUGACGCGUGCCCACCCAACGCGCAUUUGUCCGUCGCACCGUACAAGGCACCACAGGACUGAGCUCACACGGGCGUGCUGACCGCGAGUAGGGCCAGCCGAGCGUUGAAUCCAAGUCGUCGUGUGGUACUAGUUUGGUAGACCUUCUAGAGAGCUGAUACUCGC
Saprolegnia diclina VS20 is the source of this 1050-nucleotide messenger RNA. RefSeq lists its product as hypothetical. Gene Ontology annotation, molecular function: ribonuclease T2 activity; RNA binding. Gene Ontology annotation, biological process: RNA catabolic process. The record is from RefSeq and is a predicted model, not a curated record. The transcript has a single exon. Gene Ontology annotation, cellular component: extracellular region. The coding region runs from base 1 to 948 and encodes 315 amino acids. NCBI's taxonomy places the organism in Eukaryota, Oomycota, Saprolegniomycetes, Saprolegniales, Saprolegniaceae.